Molecule: messenger RNA, 4182 nt
Organism: Thamnophis elegans (Western terrestrial garter snake)
Lineage: Eukaryota; Metazoa; Chordata; Lepidosauria; Squamata; Natricidae
Product: ephrin type-A receptor 7
Exons: 13
Coding region: 1-1689 (562 amino acids)
Biological process (GO): protein phosphorylation; axon guidance
Cellular component (GO): neuron projection
Molecular function (GO): ATP binding; transmembrane-ephrin receptor activity; protein binding
Source: RefSeq, a predicted model, not a curated record
AUGUACAGUGCUCUAUCGAGUCGUUUUGAGGCUCCCUCGCAAGUUAGUGGUGUAAUGAAAGAAAAAGUGCUGCAAAGGAGUGUGGAGCUUUCCUGGCAGGAACCUGAGCAUCCCAAUGGAGUCAUCACAGAAUAUGAAAUCAAGUAUUAUGAGAAAGACCAAAGGGAGAGAACUUAUUCAACAGUGAAAACCAGAGCCACUUCUGCUUCGGUUAAUAAUCUGAAACCAGGAACUGUAUAUGUUUUCCAGAUUCGUGCUUUUACUGCUGCUGGCUAUGGAAAUUAUAGCCCUAGAUUAGAUGUUGCUACACUAGAAGAAGCCACAGCCACUGCUGUUUCCAGCGAACAGAAUCCUGUAAUCAUAAUAGCUGUGGUAGCUGUGGCAGGCACAAUUAUCCUGGUUUUCAUGGUUUUUGGCUUCAUCAUUGGGCGAAGACACUGUGGCUAUAGCAAAGCUGACCAAGAAGGAGAUGAAGAACUUUACUUUCAUUUUAAAUUUCCAGGCACCAAAACCUACAUUGAUCCUGAAACCUACGAAGAUCCCAAUAGAGCAGUCCAUCAAUUCGCCAAGGAGUUAGAUGCUUCCUGUAUUAAAAUAGAACGUGUGAUUGGUGCAGGAGAGUUUGGUGAAGUAUGCAGUGGUCGUCUAAAGCUUCCAGGCAAAAGAGAUGUUGCAGUGGCCAUUAAAACCUUAAAAGUGGGCUAUACUGAAAAACAAAGAAGGGAUUUUCUUUGUGAGGCUAGCAUCAUGGGACAGUUUGACCACCCCAAUGUGGUUCACCUGGAAGGAGUUGUUACCAGAGGAAAACCAGUAAUGAUUGUAAUAGAAUACAUGGAGAAUGGAGCACUGGAUGCAUUUCUCAGGAAACACGAUGGGCAGUUCACAGUAAUUCAGCUGGUUGGAAUGUUGAGAGGAAUUGCUGCUGGAAUGAGAUACUUGGCAGAUAUGGGAUACGUACACAGGGACUUAGCAGCACGCAAUAUUCUGGUCAAUAGCAAUCUUGUUUGCAAAGUGUCGGACUUUGGUCUCUCCAGAGUUAUAGAAGAUGAUCCUGAAGCUGUCUACACCACAACUGGUGGCAAAAUUCCAGUAAGAUGGACAGGCCCAGAAGCCAUACAGUACCGGAAAUUUACAUCAGCGAGUGAUGUAUGGAGUUACGGAAUAGUCAUGUGGGAGGUGAUGUCUUAUGGAGAGAGGCCUUAUUGGGACAUGUCAAAUCAAGAUGUUAUAAAAGCAAUUGAAGAAGGGUAUCGUUUGCCAGCGCCCAUGGACUGCCCAGCAGGCCUUCACCAGCUGAUGCUAGACUGCUGGCAGAAAGAACGUGCAGAAAGGCCAAAGUUUGAACAGAUUGUGGGCAUUCUAGAUAAAAUGAUUCGGAACCCAAAUAGCUUGAAGACUCCUUUAGGAACCUGUAGUAGACCAAUCAGCCCUCUCCUGGACCAGAACACUCCUGAUUUCACAACAUUUUGCUCUGUAGGAGAAUGGUUGCAAGCAAUCAAGAUGGAACGAUACAAGGAUAAUUUUUCUGCUGCGGGUUACAAUAACCUUGAGACAGUAGCCAGGAUGACUAUUGAUGACAUAAUGAGCUUAGGAAUCACAUUGGUUGGCCAUCAAAAGAAAAUCAUGAGCAGCAUUCAGACUAUGAGAGCACAAAUGUUACAUUUGCAUGGCACGGGCAUCCAAGUGUGAUGAGACAUUUCUCCCUUCCAAGGGAGGGGACAGACUUGAGAGAACAGUGCCAGCCUUCAGUCUUCAUGAAGUGCUGCUGGAAGACACGAGCCUUCAUGCAGGUGACAGAAGGCCCACCAGAAGCACCUACAGACUUGAACUCCUAAGUGCCACCAGAAAGUUACUUAAAAAAGGGAAAACAGAUCUACUAAUGGCGGCAACAAAAGAAGUGACAAUAAACAAAGUACUACCUGAAACACCUACGAACACCUUGAACUCUCUAACCUCCUUUUUAUCUAAUGGACUUUUUAAAGUGUAUAUAAAGGAUUUUAAAAAGAAAGAAUAUAUUUGUCAGAUAAAAAUCAUGAUAUUGUUAAAAGUCAACCAAUAUUUUCCUUAAAAUUUUCAUUUCAAACUUGUUUUAAGAAAUCAGUUGUGUUCCUUUUUCAUAUGGAUCUUCUUUUAGUGUUGCAUUUAUAUCUUUGGACCUCCUUAGUGCUAAGCAUAUGACACAUUAUUACACUGGGGAGUUUUGAAAGAUUGUACAAGUUUCUAUAGCCACAAGAAGUGUAACAGGGAAAUGUGUAUCAGGCUAGCUACUGGGUGGGUGAAGCAGGGUUGGCCAGGAUUUUUUUUUUUCUUUUUCUAAUUUUGGCAUCUAUUUUUGUCUGUUUAUUCCAUACCACCUUGAUGUGGUUUGCUAAUUGGCAGGAAAUCAGGAAAGAAAAAAUCAUUGCCAAGAGUUCUGAUAUUUUUUAAAAUAAUUUUGUAUAAGUAAAUCACACACUCUUCUUUAAACAGGAAAUGAAUAAAAUGGUGAACCUAGCAAUAAUAUUCCCUAAAAAUGCCUAGGCACUUUUUAAGAAAUGGUUUGAAAGAUGGUUUUAGUAGGUUGCCUGGGUUAAAGGAAGCUGUACAACUGCAACUUUAAAUGGGUUGAAGCCCUUUCACGGAAUGAUUGAUGGUACAGUAGGUGUAUAAACAGAACAAGUACAAGUACUAUAGUGUUGCUUAGCCUUUUAAUCAGAGCACAUUGGGUGUUUGUUCUUGCAGGGGAUUGGGUAUCUUUUUAUUUUUUCAACAAUGUACAUUAGAAGAUCUAGGAGAAAUAAUAAGCAUAUGGCUAAUAUGAGAUUAAGAUGAAUGUAGUCCCUCUUGCAGAAGUAAAAAUGUGAGGAUGCAAUCCAGAGAAGAGUAGGCUUUCCUACAUUGCAUAUAAAUCCAGAAAAAAUUGCAUUCAGGUGGGUGGAUUACACUCUGUUUUUAUCAGCCAGGGCUUAUUUUCUGUCCAUACUUCUAUCAAUCAUACUGUUUGAAACGUGGGUAGGCAGAUGACCUCAUUGUUAGAUUGCUUUCCUUGUCAUAGACAAUCUCGUCUGUAGUGGCAAGCAAUGACAGGAACCCAGUCUGCAGCAAUUCACAUAAUCCUUACCAGUGUUGCUACUAAUAAUGUACAAGCCAGAUGUCAGGGUUCCAAGUAACAACCCAUAUGAAAUCAAAACACCAGGGUUGAACCCAGGUAUACAUAUCUUUCUCUGGUUCACACACUUAGAGACAAGCCCAGUUCAGAACGAGGAAGUCAUACACAUUGAAAUGAUUUCAAAAAUGUAACCAUGCUUUGAAAGUCCUAGGAUCUCAUGGGCCCCAAGUCUACCCAUCAUUCUCUGGAUUGCAAUUCUCUUGUGCAAGCUCUAAUGAAAUGAAUGACAGAUGGACAACAGAUAACAGGGCUUGCAUGGGACAUGUUCCUGUCAGAUGGUGCCUUUGGAUUUUCUAUUACAGGUGUAGGAAUAUAAGGCAAGUGGCACUUCAACAUUUCAUUGUGUGUAUGUGUGUGCGCGUGUGUGUUUUAAUGAGCUGCUCUAGGGCACAUUCAGAACUUAUGACUGAAAGACGAUUGUUGAGUGAGAGAACCGUUUUUUUAAAAAAAAUACCAGUUUUAAUUUAAUAUAUGUGUACUUGAGUUGAGUGAAAUAUAUAAUUACCAUAAGCAAUAACAAAGUGUGUCGCAGGACUAUAUAUGAAACAGGUGACUAAUGCUGUCAAAUAUAUGAAAAUCGUAAGCUACCCAGCAGUGAAUAGCUGUACUUCCAAAGAGAACUGGGAUGCUUCUAUUGGUUUUCAUGGAGAAAGAUCCCAGGGAUCAGUCAUAUAAAUUAAAGACUUGUUUGAUAAUGUGGGCAUCCACAAAAAGAAAAAAAAAUGGGAAAAAAAAUAACCCUGUAAAUGUUCCUUUGUAAAACUUGUACAUUUUAUUUAUACUGUCUUGUUUUGUACACACAUUUAUGUGCAGUGAGCUCUGAAUACAUUGAAAAUGCACUAUAUUUUUCUAUUUUACUUAACAGAGCAUCACAAAAAGGAACAUGUUUUUCAGUGCUAUAUAAUGUGUUUUCCCACGUUUAGGACCAAAGAUAGUUACAAAGAAUUCAAAUAGAUAAUUUGCCCUUCCUCCCAUUUUCUUUUUCCUUUUACAGCACUGUACAAUGUUUUAUUUGUUGUUUUAUUUAUUUAUUU